Messenger RNA from Rhodofomes roseus, 975 nucleotides. RefSeq lists its product as uncharacterized. The transcript has 3 exons. Lineage: Eukaryota; Fungi; Basidiomycota; Agaricomycetes; Polyporales; Fomitopsidaceae. The record is from RefSeq and is a predicted model, not a curated record. Bases 173 to 682 code for a protein of 169 amino acids.
UGAAGCGGUGGUGGAUGCACCGCCUGCGCGCUCUCCGACCAUUUCUGGUGUAGUCGGCGGCCCUGCUAGUCAUCCGGGUGGCGCAUUCGGGCCCUAAUACACGCCCUACCCACAAAAGGGCCCAUCCUUCUUCCCAACUACAACUCCUACCCUACCCUCUCGAACACAUCCAAUGCUCACUUCCCAUCAGAUUCAUACCAUAACUACACUCGUGUAUGACAUCGAAGCUGGCUUUCAGGAGCACGAACUUGCGACCGCUGACCGCCAACGCGCGCACGCAGAGUGCGUGGCAGACGCAGCGCACACCGUGCUACACAUGCUCCGGGAUGAUAUGUACAAUGCAGAACGUGCGGAAUACGAUGCGCUCUACGCGGCGCUCGAGGAUGCAGCGGUGCCAGGUCCGGCGGGAGCUGGAGCGGGGAGGCACAGGGAGGCUGCGAGGGCCAUGUGGCGUUUCGCUGUGCACGUAUACAACCGGCUCACGUCGCAUCGCACUGGGUUCUGGCAGCAUCACGCCCCAUAUUUGAAUGCGCCACAUACACAACCUCAGUCGCGCCCGACGCAUCCUCAAGCAGUGCGGCCGGGCCCUUCCGCGGUACCAGCAUGGAGUCACGCGUACUGGCCAUCGCGCUACGUGCCCGUGUUUAGCUGGGUGCCGGUGAUGUCGUGGUAUCCUGCAUGAUCGUGAUGACACAACAUGACCCUCGACAUUGGUCUCAAGAUGAUCGUGAAUCGUAGUACCUGUACAACAGCGUCCGUAAUCUAUAAUCGUGAAUCACAUUCUAAUAGCAUCUCUAAACCUGUGUUACACCAUCGCUGCCCCGUAUCCAAAAACCCAAAUCUUACACCACAGAACGAGGGACAAGGAACCCGGGCCCGUGCCGGGUUACCUCCGCUCAGAGCCCGAGUGGCUAAGCAAGAACGCGCGGAUGUUCAUAAAUGUAUACUGCAAACGCAAAGAGAAGUCAGUGGUCG